AUGGCUGCCGAGAAGCGAAUAACUCCAUUGGACCAAUGGGGCCUCAAAGUCGUCUGCCCAGACCAAGCGUUGAUAUGCUGCCACUGCCAGAAUGCCUCGAGAAUCGGUGCCGAUUACGUGUUGCAGCAUAUCGCAAGUCAUCAGAGCGUGGAAUCAAUCAGCCGUGAUCGUCUAGAACGCCAUCUCAAGACCUUUGAGCUGAACGACGUAGCACAGCUAAAUCCCCGUAAAGACGGAUCGCCCUGUGAUCCGUCUUUAAGGAUUUAG
Messenger RNA from Cladophialophora immunda, 267 nucleotides. RefSeq lists its product as uncharacterized. Bases 1 to 267 code for a protein of 88 amino acids. The transcript has a single exon. Lineage: Eukaryota; Fungi; Ascomycota; Eurotiomycetes; Chaetothyriales; Herpotrichiellaceae. The record is from RefSeq and is a predicted model, not a curated record.